UUGCAACUUUCCCACAUCGUCCUUUUGUCCUCCUCCAACCCCACUGUUGUCGAUCCUCUUUCUCCAGGACCUCUUCAAUCUUGCCGCCUUUACUUCCCUCUGCGCGGUCCUUCCCAUUUUUACUUCUUCAUUCUCGUGUGUUCUUUAAUACACUUCCCCUCCCGGUUGGUUUAUGGGUGUUGGCGUUUCGAGGCUCCUGUCGUCUUUUUAAGCUGUGCAUCUUAGUUUUCUUUGGCAACCAUGUCAAGCUUCCAAGAACUGGACUCUGUCAUCGAUGAUGACGAUGAGUUUUGCCCCCUUUGCAUCGAGGAGUUCGAUCUGUCCGAUAAAAACUUUAAGCCUUGUCCCUGUGGAUAUCAGAUCUGCCAAUUCUGCUACAACAAUAUCAAAACCCACAGUGAAGAAGGCCGAUGCCCCAACUGCAGACGGGCUUAUGAUGAAAGUACCAUACAAUACAAGGUUCCUGAUGCCGACGAAUUCAAGGCCGACUUGGCAUUGAAACAUCGGAAGGCUGCCGCCGCGAAGAAAAAGGAAGCCGAAAAGCGCGAAAUCGAGGCUUCCAGUCGGAAAAAUCUGGCUGGCGUUCGGGUUGUCCAGAAAAACCUGGUUUACGUGAUCGGCCUCAACCCUACGAUACGUGACGAGAACCAGCUCCUCCAAACCCUGCGCGGAAGGGAAUACUUUGGUCAGUAUGGUGAGAUUGAGAAGAUUGUUGUCAGCAAAGCAAAGCCGGGCGGAAAUCCAAACCAGGGUAUCGGUGUCUAUGUUACUUAUGCGACAAAGAACGAUGCCGCUACCUGUAUCGCUGCUGUCGAUGGGUCUGGCAACGGUGACCGGGUCUUGAGGGCGCAAUAUGGAACAACCAAGUAUUGCUCUUCAUUCCUCCGCAACGAGCAGUGCAACAACAGGAACUGUACCUUCUUGCACGAGACCGGCGAAGACAGCGAAAGCUACAGCCGACAAGAUCUGUCGUCGAUGAAUACGAUCUCUACCCAACGAUCUGGCCAUCCGAAUGGAACAUCCAGUGGCCCCGGCCAUACCGUUGUCCACCCCUCCUACAUCACUCAUUCCCGAUCGUCCGCCCAACCUAUCUCCCAACCGAUGCGCCGUCAGCCGAGCAAGGACGAUGCUUCUGGUGGCCGCCCACCUGAUGGAUCCGCUUUGCCCUCGUCGGCCAGCUGGGCAAACAAGGACUCCGCGAUCCAUCGUGCAAGACGAGCCAGCCUCACGGGAAGUCAGGCUUCCAAUAGCCCCCGACCCACAAAUGCCACGGUUGCCUCAGCGCCAGAUGAAGGGAAACGCAGCGAGAAACAGCCUCAGCCGCAGCAGCAGCCGCAGCCUGCUCAAGACGUGCGAAAAACACCGUCGCCAACCACUGCGCGCUCUUCAACGCCUCCAUCUGCUUCGCGCGAGGCCAAACCACCCAAGGAUGAGGAAGCUCCUCUUUUGGACAACUUGCUUAAAGCAGUCAACUCUCCUGACUUUAAAUUUGUGUUCUCUGCCGCAGGCUUACCAGCUGAAGAGAUUGCGUUGAUCGAGAAUCAUCCCUCGUUUAUCGAUCCAUAUGGUGGUGUCAAGCGCAGGGCAAUGCGGGAAAAGGCUGAGCAAGAACGUGCAAAAAGAGAACAGGAACUGUUGCAAACUGCAGUGGCUGAAGAAGAAAGCCGGGAAAGUGGGAGUUUGCAACUUGGUGGUGAACCCGAUGAUCUCAAUCCCCCACGAGGUCGUACUAGCCGUGAAUCGCAUGGUGCCAUCCAACCACCGUCCCAACAUGGCACUACAUCCAACUCAGUUGUAGGCUCUCCUGUCUCAGCCACGAGCCAUCAAUUCCAGAACUUGAAUCUCGGUGGCCGGAGUUUGACCCCUCUUCAACAACAACAGUUGAUGCUUCUCAAGUCUGCCAACACCCAGCAGGCUGGCCUGGUGGACCCACUGCAGAACGGUCUUGGUUCCGCUGCCCUUGAUCAAGCAGCUCAGGUCCGGCAGGGGCUUAUCCAGAGUCAGAUGGCGCAAUUCAAUGCGUUGCAGGCACAGAACCGACAGUCGUCCCGGUUUUCCUUCGCUAACGAGGCCGGUGCCAAGAACCUCCCAAAUGUCAGAAUGCUGAACCAGCAGGCAUCUCUGAUGCAGUCUGCCACCCCGAACCCUCUCGCCGCGCCCAGCCCACAACACGGGCUUGCGAACAGUUUCUAUACCAGUGGCGUUCAGGGACCUCCACCAGGGUUGAAGACAGCCGGUACUCCCCCUAUCAGCGGAGGUGGAAUGUUUGCUCAGGGCCAUGGAUUUACUACGAACAACCUUGGCUUGGGAGCCAAUAUCGGAAAGCAGGAAGCCAAUCCGGAGCUGAUGCGCGAAUUGCUACGGGGCCGUGGCACCAAUGUUGGUGGUUUGCAAGGGCAGGAGGCCGCUAAGCGUGAGUUCAUGUUUCCUUUCCUUCAGCAGCACCAAACCCCCCCUCCCCUGACUCCCGCAAAUGGCCUUCUCAGCUCUUUCUAUGGCUCUCAGACGGGGACCUACUCCGAUUCUGGGUCACAGAAGCAGAAGAAGAAGGGGAAGAAGCACAGACACGCUAACACUUCCUCCGGAGGAGGCGGUGUAGUAGAUCUUGCGGACCCGAGUAUCUUGCAGGCGAGAAUGCAUCAGGUCGGUGCGAAUGCCACUGCUGGGCAAGCGCUAUACGGGAGUCAGGGUCAAGUUGACGAAGAAUUCCCUCCACUUGGUGCACAGCCCAAGGAACGACGUCCUGUUGACAGCUUUGGCUUUCUUUUCCGGUCUCAUCUUCCCAGUGAAGGAUCGGCAAUUCGCUCUGGAACCCCAACUCUCCCUCCUGGACUUCCAUUACCGCAUGCACACCCGGCAUCCACGCUCUUUCAGAGUGAAAUGAACUCUUCAAGCCCUACCACGUCGGUGUCAAUUCCAGCUCCUGACCUCACCCAAGCAUUCCCUCCCGGUACACCAUCUCAAAAGCUUCAAGACCCUAUCUCUCGCCAGUCAUCUCCUGGUCGAAAAGAUACCCCUGACAAUAUACCGACCUCCAACAGGGUCAAAAAUCUUUCAGAGAUAUCUUUAGGCUCCCCAGUGCCAAAAUCAGCCAGCAAAACUCGAAACCCAUCCAAGAAUGAUUUGUCGGUUUCACUCGACAGAAAAGACAUUUAUUCCAAGACGGGAGAUGCUGGUGAACACAAACCAUCUGCUAAAGUCAAGCCUAUCAAGCUGGACCUACCAUUGAACACAUCUCAGCUGCACGAAGUGUCUCCCACAAGGGCCGAAUCGUCAGCCCAAGCACCACCAUCCGCCAUCGGCUCCCGACCCAAUACUCCCUUGACGGGUGUUUCUCGUGGAUCGGAUUCAUCGGCUCUCCGUCAACCUAGAGUCCUUCGUGUGGUCGAUACUCCGAAGGCUGAGACCCCCCCUCCUGCUUCCGCUGCUCAGUCCAUAUCAUCCUCCAUGGCGGCAGCGACUAAAGCACGAUCCAGAAGGCCGAGCAUAUCGUCACUUAGCAGGCCAGAUACGCCGGGGGAUCUGAAUUCUGAAGCUGAUCUUUACACUUCGGCCUCGGUUUCCCGUGCUAACUCUCCUCCUGCCUCGUCUCGGAUCGGCUCUGCUCCUGUUCGGUCCAUGACAAAGAGUCAAGUGAAAAAGGAAAGACGCCAGAAAGCUAAAGAAGCUGAGGCUAAGAAGCAUGAAACCUCUGCCGUGCCAGAAGAGCCAGUUCAGGCACCUAUCAUGGGCAGAAAGCGUAAAACCAAGAAAGCCCCAGCAACCAACACAGAAUCGUCAAACGUAGCCACGGAAAAUGUUCCCGAGUCUGGAAAGUCCACCAAGACUACCCAGGAAACCGUGGAGAAACCCGAGCAGAAGGAGGAGGAUGUGAAACAGACCAAGCCAAAGGAAAAGCAGGAGAAGGAUGCAACGCCCAGUCCUUCGGUUGAGGAGAAAAGAUCUGCGGAUGACAAAAUUGCAACUGAGGCCUGGCGAUCGAGGAAUACUGUGGAACAGAUGCUCAAAGACUCUGAAUCCAACGGCGUUCCUGUUAAAGAAUUGCUUACUGAACGAACCUCCCCCCUGCAGACUUUGUUAGCUCAGCUCCACAAGUCCGGCGUCUUGGACCUCAAUAACCACCCCCUUUUCAAUCCGACCAAUCUGAGCCAGCGUUUUGACAUGAAGUGCUCAUCCGACGAUUACGAGAUCCUGAAGCACCCUAUCGAGCUGACAGAAGAACAUCGGAAGGCAUUGCUGCGUGGCGAGCCGGUGCGACUUCAUGGCGACGUGAACGCGUUGAAGGAUCGGUGUCUGAUAAGCCCUCGCGGAUGUGUUCUCCAUCACUUGUCGCCCGAGGAAGAAGAUCGGUAUCUCGCUCUUGAAAAGAGCAUCGCAUGGGCCGUCGAAUCGUUCCAGGAAUACCCUGUGACACCCAUCACGGAACCUGAUGUCACCAACCGUGGCGGAGGUCUUGAUGCUCUCUUCGCAACCCCAGAAAACUUCAAUAUCUGCUGGGUAGAUGAAGCCUCCUCUGGCAUUGGAUCACCAUCUCCCACCACUGGUUUGUCGGCACCUGAAGGCUCCAUUUCCUCCACCUCUGCUCCUCCGAACGUGCUUUCUGCUAUGGAAGCGGACAGCACCCGAAGCCACAACUGGGCAAUCGCCAACACCGCCGAACUUGUCAACGCGACUGCAGCCUCUGUCCGCUCUUUUGCAGCUGCUACUGCGAAGCAUAUGCUUGGAGCCGCAGGUGUCGUCAUGGGAAAUAUUCCAGACUUGGAUGAUGUCGUUGGCAUGACAGAUGAAGAAUUACGCACAUUCGCUAUGAAGUCGCAGAAGGAGCUCGAGGGUUCGCGCAAGGACCUAGAUUCGAUCGACAAGAAGCUCACCGCGCUAGUCAAGCGGAACAAAAAGCUCGCACAGCAGGCUCUCGCCACCACCGUCGAGGUAUAGAGUGAUGGCUAUUCAGCA
Aspergillus wentii DTO 134E9 is the source of this 4953-nucleotide messenger RNA. Its product is annotated as CCR4-NOT core ubiquitin-protein ligase subunit MOT2. Gene Ontology annotation, molecular function: RNA binding; ubiquitin-protein transferase activity. The coding region runs from base 241 to 4935 and encodes 1564 amino acids. The transcript is spliced from 6 exons. Lineage: Eukaryota; Fungi; Ascomycota; Eurotiomycetes; Eurotiales; Aspergillaceae. Gene Ontology annotation, cellular component: CCR4-NOT complex. The record is from RefSeq and is a predicted model, not a curated record. Gene Ontology annotation, biological process: protein ubiquitination.